CAUCGAAGAAAAAUCAUGUUUGAUAUCAUUAUGUAAAACGCUGAUAUCAUGAAUCGUUCAAUCUUCAAAGAUUAUUUGUUUGCUAAAAAUGAUUGCCACUUAGAUCAUGAAUUAAUUCGUCGACUUUGUGAAGGUUUUUCGUGGAGAAAAAUCGAAGGCAAAUCACGAUUAGAAAAACGAAAAUUUUGCAUACGAUUCGAAAUGUGUAGACUUGAAUGGUACAAACCGAUGUCAGGAUAUGAAGAAUUUGAAGGUUGUAUCGAUUUUAGAGACAUUCAAGAAAUUCGAAUUAUUGAAGAGAACGGAGAAAAGUUUGAUAGCAAAACGUUUGCCAUUUUAUACGGGAAAAAAUUUUGUCUUCGAAAAUUAUAUUGUAUUGCUGAUGCUGACAUAUGUCCGGAAAGAAUUCGUAAUUUGUUUAAAUAUAUAAAAAAUAUUGCAGAAUGGGUGCCGUUCAGAGUUCAAGUUGAUAUUUUAUUACAGCGAGAAUUUGAUGAAUAUUCUUCACAAAGUCAACAUUGUAAAGGUAUCUAUCUAAAAGAUUUAAAACAUUGUAUUACUCGUCAUCAUAUAAAAUUAUCAAGCAGCCAAUUGAAAAAAUUAUUCUACGAUGUGGAUCAGAAUUUUACUGGUUGUCUAGAAUACGAUGGAUAUGUUUCACUGUAUAAUAAAAUAAGCAAUAUUCAAACAUCUAUCGAUUCAUCAUAUCUGGAUUCAUUAUUGCAAUCAUAUUCGAAUGAUUUGAAAAAAAUUAAUAUCGAUGAGCUAAAAGAAUUUUUUACCAAAGAACAAAAAAUUAAAAUAUCGUUUCAACAGAUUAGCGAUAUUGUUUUUCGAAAUUCUUUAGAUACAUUACGUCAUUAUGAAACACAAGCAUAUUUUACUCGAAUAGAAUUUAUUGAUUAUCUGUUUUCGAAAGAAAAUUCUAUUUGGAAUGAAUUCUGUAGUGAUGUUACACAUGAUAUGAAUCAACCACUUAAUCAUUAUUUUAUAGCUUCAUCACACAAUACAUAUUUAACUGGUGAUCAAUUCAAAAGUGAAUCUUCAGUCGAAUGUUAUAUUCGAUGUUUGCGUUCUGGUUGUCGAUGUGUUGAAUUGGAUUGUUGGGAUGGACCUGAUGGUAAACCAUUGAUUUAUCAUGGCCGAACAUUAACAACGCGUAUUCAAUUCAUCGAUGUUAUCAAAAGUAUUCGUGAUCAUGCUUUCGAAGUUUCACCAUAUCCUGUCAUAUUAUCUAUUGAGAAUCAUUGUAGUAUAAAGCAGCAAAAGUUUAUGGCAGAAUGUCUACAAGAAAUUCUUGGUGAUUAUUUGUUAAAGAAACCAUUAGAUUUGAAUGAAACAUGUUUGCCAUCACCCGAACGCUUAAAACGCAAAAUAAUCAUAAAACAUAAGAAAAGACGAUUGGAUUGUGAUACUUUGAAAGAAUCAAACAACAAUAAUAAUAACAAUUCAAUCAAACCACCGGUCGAACCUAGUUCUUCCAAAUCAUUAAAAGAACGUAAUGAAAAUGACUAUAACGAUUGCAGUAAUUCUAUCAAAUAUGGAAAUUUGCUUGUAUACUCUGCUGAUGAGAAAAGAUUCAGAAAACAUUUCGUCAUUUUGACAAAGAAAAAAUUGAAUUACAUUCUGGAUACAAAUGAUGAUCAAGAUGAAGAGGAAGAUGAAAGUGAUGAUGAAACAUCAUACGGAACAAUUGGAAACAAAGAAAAUAAUUAUUCAGCAAAACGUACAUCACCUAAAAGUGAACUUCAUUAUGGUGAACCUUGGUUUCAUGGUAAACUAAAAGGAGGUAGAUCAGAAGCUGAAAAAAUUCUCCUAAAACAUCUGGAUCUUGGUGAUGGAACAUUUUUGGUACGAGAAAGUGAAACACAUCCCGGUGAUUAUACGUUAUCAUUUUUAUUUGAUGGCAAAGUACAUCAUAGCAGAAUUAAAUUAGAUUGUCUUCCCAAUGGAAUCAAAACGUUUCGAUUAAAUGAUCUUAUAAGUUUUAAUACGCUUUAUGAAUUAAUUGAUUAUUAUCAGACAAAACCAUUGAAAAGUGACAAAUUUCAAGAAUUAUUUCUACGUAAUUUUGCUCCACAUGAAAAUACUCAUGAAAAUAAACCAUGGUUUUAUAAGCAUUUAUCUAAAGAAGAGGCAGAAGAUAUUCUAAAACGAUUACGACAUAAUGGAGCAUUUCUUGUACGAUAUAGCGAACAACAGGAUAAUCAAUUUUCAAUUUCAUUUCGAGCCGAAAACAUUAUAAAACAUUGUCGAAUCAAAACAGAAGGACGAUUAUUUAUGAUCGGAAAUGAAGAAUUUGAAAGUUUAACCGAAUUGAUCGAAUUUUAUGAAAAACAUCCACUUUAUAAGAAGACAAAGCUUUUGUUUCCAGCCACACAAGAAAAUGUUCGAAUAUUAGGAGGAGAGCCAACAGAAUCACAAAGUAGCUACAUGGAGCAUGGCUUCAUUCCAAAAGAAGAAUCAAAAGAUUUAGAAUAUUCGGAUGAUGAAAUGGACGAAGAAGAUGAACAAAUUAAAAAUGAAAUCGAAACUUGGUAUUCGAUUGAGCUAGAUCAAAAUAUUACCAUAUCAUUAUAUCCAUCUGAAAUGAAUUCAUUCAAAAUAGGAUCAAUGAUAUUUAUGGCACAAGAUGAAAUAGAAUGUCAAGAUUGGAUGAUAAAAAUUCAAGAAAUUCUUAAUAAAAAAGUUAAAAAUAAUAAUUUGAAUAAAGAAUCAUCAAAACGACAAAUUCUUAAAAUUGCACCAGAAUUAAAUGAUUUGAUUAUAUAUUGUUGUUCGAUUGGUUAUGAUGGAAAGACAAUGGAUUAUCGCGAAAUGUGCUCGAUUCGUGAAUCAAAAAUUGAAAAACACCUGAAUAUUAGUCAAUAUAAAACUAUUAUAAAUUUUACACGUCAUCAAUUGAUGCGUGUCUAUCCGGAAGGAACUCGAAUAUAUUCAUCUAAUUAUAAUCCAACAAAAAUGUGGAAUUGUGGUAUACAGAUGGUUGCAUUAAAUUAUCAGACAAAAGAUAAACCGAUGCAAUUGAAUCAUGCAAAAUUUCUACAAAAUGGUCGAUGUGGUUAUGUUCUGAUGCCAUCAUAUAUGAAAAGUGAAAGCUAUAAUCCAUUUGUAAAACCUGUUGAUCUUGAUUGCUGUUCACCUAUUGUUCUCACUGUUAAAAUAAUUUGUGCCAAAAAUCUGAGAAAAUUAAUUAAAGGCAUAUUGAGUCCUUCGGUAGAAGUCGAAGUUAUUGGUGCCGAUUUUGAUUGUAGAAAAUAUGCGACAAACAUAAUUUAUGAUAAUGGCUUAUGUCCAACAUGGACUAAUGAUAAUCAGUUCAUUUUCCAUAUAACUUACCCGGAACUUUCAUUAUUACGAUUUGUCGUUUAUCAUCGAGAUAAUUUUGAUGAAAGCAGUUUGGUAGGUCAGGCCACGUUUCCUGUUUCCUGUAUCCGACAAGGAUUACGAAGUAUAAGAUUGAAAAAUGAAUACAGUGAACAUCUUGAGCUGGCUACUCUAUUAGUACAUAUCGAAAGUUUCCCGGUCAAAGAUGAAGGCGUCGAAAAACUAAAUCAUUCGAUUGAACUUUUAUCACGAUUGGAAAAUAACAUCAAUGAAUUAUUGACACGAUGAGCAAAUCUUUUUUUUGAAGAUACCACCUGGAAG
Dermatophagoides pteronyssinus (European house dust mite) is the source of this 3648-nucleotide messenger RNA. RefSeq names its product 1-phosphatidylinositol 4,5-bisphosphate phosphodiesterase gamma-1-like. Lineage: Eukaryota; Metazoa; Arthropoda; Arachnida; Sarcoptiformes; Pyroglyphidae. Gene Ontology annotation, cellular component: ruffle membrane. Gene Ontology annotation, molecular function: phosphatidylinositol-4,5-bisphosphate phospholipase C activity. The record is from RefSeq and is a predicted model, not a curated record. Gene Ontology annotation, biological process: phosphatidylinositol metabolic process; phosphatidylinositol-mediated signaling; release of sequestered calcium ion into cytosol.